CCACCCGCCUGCAAAAACCCCUGGGUUCCGGAUGCCAGGAACCCAGAUUUGGAGGUUCUGAGUUUACCCACGACCGAGGCCUUAUCCCGAGGGACCCAGGAAUCCCGGCUUUCCCGGCUGGACCAAGAGAGGGCCCCGAAGUCAGGGCACACCACUUUUUCCCAAUUUUGGGUCUCUUGCCCUCCCCAGAUACGACCCACGCGUCGGGAUCUCCAGUUUCACAACUGGAGGAACCGGGCAAAGUUGACCCAGGAGUCCGAGUGGCUUCGGUUUUAGGGUUCUCAGAGAACUCGGGUCAGGGACUGGAGAGACAGAAGUCGGAUCCCCCCCACCCUGAGACUUCAGCCCCAGAGACGCCUCCGCGCAAAACCACGCCUUCAGCAACAACUAGGGGUGAGCCAGGUAUGGGGGCCACUUCCGCCUCCAGGCAGUCUAGGUCUGAGAAAAGUUCUCCGACUUUCCACUCGCACGGGCCGCCCCACCCAUGUUUGGGCCAAGAGCCGGGAGUCGUGGGCUCCAUUUUCACCUCCAAAUCACCAAGCUGGUCUGAGCGGGAGGCAGGGGCCCCAGGCUGGAUGGCGCGGCGCUAGGGAGCCCCAGUUGGAGAAGAGAGGCAAGCGUCCCGGGAUGGAGUUUGCGGCACUAGAGAGCUGGGGAGUCAAGCGUGCAGAAGCACCUCUCUCCCUCGCUCCGCCCUUCACCCAGACGCUCGCCAAUCCGUGUGUGGUUCCGUUCCGGACUUCAUUUCCCCGAAGGCGACGCGCCCUGAGGAGCCCCCGUUGGGUCCUCAGCGUCUUGGCGGCAGUUGGUGGAACAGGAGCUUCGAGUCCGUCCCUGGUGCUGCCUGCGCGUUCACCUGAGUCUCGCUGGAGCACUUCUUGCCCGCCCACCUCAUCUCAACCCACUUUCCGCGGGGAGCGGCGCCAACCUGGGCCUGCCUCGGAUCAGGCGUCCCCUGAAGUCGGCACGCCCCUCCGCGUCCCCCUUCGGCCCCGCUAGGACCCCGUCCGGGCUGCCGUCGCCUCGUCGCUAUGGCGCCCACCAUCCAGACCCAGGCCCAGCGGGAGGAUGGCCACAGGCCCAAUUCCCACCGGACUCUGCCUGAGAGGUCUGGAGUGGUCUGCCGAGUCAAGUACUGCAAUAGCCUCCCUGAUAUCCCCUUCGACCCCAAGUUCAUCACCUACCCCUUCGACCAGAACAGGUUCGUCCAGUACAAAGCCACUUCCUUGGAGAAACAGCACAAACAUGACCUCCUGACUGAGCCAGACCUGGGGGUCACCAUCGAUCUCAUCAAUCCUGACACCUACCGCAUCGACCCCAAUGUUCUUCUAGAUCCAGCUGAUGAGAAACUUUUGGAAGAGGAGAUUCAGGCCCCUACCAGCUCCAAGAGAUCCCAGCAGCACGCGAAGGUGGUGCCAUGGAUGCGAAAGACAGAGUACAUCUCCACUGAGUUCAACCGUUACGGCAUCUCCAACGAGAAGCCUGAGGUCAAGAUUGGGGUUUCUGUGAAGCAGCAGUUUACUGAGGAAGAAAUAUACAAAGACAGGGAUAGCCAGAUCACAGCCAUUGAGAAGACUUUUGAGGAUGCCCAGAAAUCAAUCUCCCAGCAUUACAGCAAACCCCGAGUCACACCGGUGGAGGUCAUGCCUGUCUUCCCAGACUUUAAGAUGUGGAUCAAUCCAUGUGCUCAGGUGAUCUUUGACUCAGACCCAGCCCCCAAGGAUACAAGUGGCGCAGCUGCGUUGGAGAUGAUGUCUCAGGCUAUGAUUAGGGGCAUGAUGGAUGAGGAAGGGAACCAGUUUGUGGCCUAUUUCCUGCCUGUAGAAGAGACGCUGAAGAAACGAAAGCGGGACCAGGAGGAGGAGAUGGACUAUGCGCCAGAUGAUGUGUAUGACUACAAAAUUGCUCGGGAGUACAACUGGAACGUGAAGAACAAAGCUAGCAAGGGCUAUGAGGAAAACUACUUCUUCAUCUUCCGAGAGGGUGACGGGGUUUACUACAAUGAGUUGGAAACCAGGGUCCGCCUUAGUAAGCGCCGGGCCAAGGCUGGGGUUCAGUCAGGUACCAAUGCCCUGCUUGUGGUCAAACAUCGGGACAUGAAUGAGAAGGAAUUGGAAGCUCAGGAGGCACGGAAGGCCCAGCUAGAAAACCACGAACCGGAGGAGGAAGAGGAAGAGGAGAUGGAGACAGAAGAGAAAGAAGUUGGGGGCUCAGAUGAGGAGCAGGAGAAAGGCAGCAGCAGUGAGAAGGAGGGCAGUGAAGAUGAGCGUUCGGGCAGCGAGAGUGAACGGGAGGAAGUUGACAGGGAUGAGGCCAGUGACAAGAGUGGCAGUGGUGAGGACGAGAGCAGCGAGGAUGAGGCCCGGGCUGCCCGUGACAAAGAGGAGAUCUUUGGCAGUGAUGCUGAUUCAGAGGACGAUGCUGACUCUGAUGAUGAGGACAGAGGACCGGCCCAAGGUGGCAGUGACAAUGAUUCGGACAGCGGCAGCAAUGGGGGUGGCCGGCGGAGCCACAGCCGCAGCCGCAGUGCCAGUCCCUUCCCCAGUGGCAGCGAGCACUCGGCCCAGGAGGAUGGCAGUGAAGCUGCAGCUUCUGAUUCCAGUGAAGCUGACAGUGACAGUGACUGAGUCCCAGGGCGUUCACGGCUGGUUCAGACACUGUUGUGAGCAGGAUGGCACUUUUCUAGUGGUCUAUUUGUGAGCCUUUCACUUGUUUAUUCCCCACCCCUGAACCUUUGCUGUUAAUAAAGUCAACUUCUCUUUACUUCCC
Molecule: messenger RNA, 2769 nt
Organism: Piliocolobus tephrosceles (Ugandan red Colobus)
Lineage: Eukaryota; Metazoa; Chordata; Mammalia; Primates; Cercopithecidae
Gene: PAF1
Product: PAF1 component of Paf1/RNA polymerase II complex
Exons: 15
Coding region: 1032-2627 (531 amino acids)
Biological process (GO): transcription elongation by RNA polymerase II
Cellular component (GO): Cdc73/Paf1 complex
Molecular function (GO): RNA polymerase II complex binding; chromatin binding
Source: RefSeq, a predicted model, not a curated record